AUGCAAUGCCACGACUGCGGCAAUGCCGAAGACACGGCGCUACACACGCUGGCCAUUUGCCCAGCGUGGGCUGAUGAGAGGGCCGCACUCGUGGCCGUAGUGGGGAGAGACCUGUCCUUGCCAGCAGUGGUAAAAGCCAUGCUUGGUGGGGAGAGUCGAUGGAAGGCGGUGGCCUCCUUCUGCGAGGACGUGAUGGUGCAGAAGGAGGCAGCGGAGCGUAGCAGGGAGGAAGAUCCGGCCUCUCAGCCAAUGCGCCGCAAGCGCGUGGGGCGGUUGGCAUAUGACCGCCGACCUCAGGAAAUACGUCAACUGCUUAAUGGAGAGGAGCUGGGUGACCGGAAACCUACAGUGUUCCUGCAACAUCUCCGUUCGCUGGCAGGAACUUCCAUGGGAGAUGAAGGGAUUCUGCGAGAAUUGUGGCUACGCCGCCUACCAUUAGAGGUACAGAGGAUUAUUAUUGGACAUAAAGACCUGGAGUUGGACAGCGUAGCUGAAAUAGCUGAUGCGCUCUUGGAGGCAUCACCUCCGGCUGUUACACCUGCUACAUGUGCAGUCAACAAUAAUAAUACUCCUGGGCCGUCGGAAAUGACUGCUCUCAUGAAGUGCAUUGACGACUUAACAAUGAGAGUUGAAGCCCUCAGUACCAGGGACUCGCAGCCAUCUCGUUUCCGCUCCCAGCCUAAUUCACAGUCGCAAUCUAGAUCCGGAGGACUACACCACAUCAUCACAACAGAAGGGCCGCCUGUGUCAUGCCGUCCACGAAGACUUGCACCUCAAAAACUACAGGCAGCAAAGAAAGAGUUUGAUGAUAUGGUGAAGUGUGGAACUGCUCGCCUAUCAAGCAGCCCCUGGGCUUCACCCUUACACAUGGCAAGAAAAGGUGAGCAUGGAUGGCGUCCGUGUGGCGACUACCGUAUACUAAAUUCUAGAACAGUUCCAGAUCGAUAUCCGGUGCGUCAUAUAGGUGACUUUGCGCACAAUCUGGCAGGCUCAACAAUUUUUAGCACAAUAGAUUUAGUAAAAGCCUAUCAGCAAAUACCAGUACAUGAGGCCGAUAUCAGUAAAACCGCGAUAACGACCCCCUUUGGACUAUUCGAGUUUCCCUUCAUGACCUUCGGGUUGCGCAAUGCUGGACAGUCUUUCCAGCGCUUUAGGGAUGAAGUAGUGAGGGGACUUGAUUUCUGCUACCCGUACAUUGAUGAUAUCCUUGUGUUUUCCAGGGACCCUGCAGAGCAUGCUCGACAUCUUCGAGCUCUGUUCCAGAGGUUGUCCAAGUAUGGAGUCGUCGUCAACUCCUCGAAGUGCGUGUUAGCCGCAGACGAGUUUACGACGGAUAUAGUGCAUGUCCAAGGAAAGGAGAACGUCGUGGCGGAUACGAUGUCAAGAAUUGAGGCGAUUCGGAUCGAGGACGAUUACGCGGAAUUGGCAAAGUCUCAAGAUACUGAUGAAGAGCUCCGUAAGGUACAAACUAAUUCCUCUUUAAAAAUCGAAAAGAUAAAUUUACCAGGCAUCAAUGUGAAAAUUUUUUGCGACGUAUCGACAGGUAAACCUCGUCCAUACCUAACUCCAGCCUUCCGUCGGAAGUACUUUGAGAAGAUCCACAAUCUCAGCCACCCUGGCGCUCGAGCUUCGGCCCGUUUGAUGGCUGAUCGUUUUGUCUGGCCUAACAUAAGGAAGGAAUGUCGACAAUGGGCACGUAGCUGCCUUGCUUGCCAACGCUGUAAAGUUACCAGACACGUAAACGCACCAUUGGAGAAGUUUACUAGCCCUUCCCUUCGCCUACGCCAUGUACAUCUCGAUAUCAUCGGCCCCUUGCCCCACAGUAAAGGUUACCAGUACUGUUUGACAGCUGUCGACAGAUUUACCCGGUGGCCAGAGGCUUGGCCAAUGGUCGGGAUCACGGCAGAAGAAGUAGCAGAAACGUUCACCCGGGAAUGGAUAUCCCGAUACGGGGUACCCUCUGUGGUAACCACUGACCAAGGACGUCAGUUUGAAUCAAACCUUUUUCAUCGCCUCAUGGACGUUUGCGGUACUAAUCGCGUUCGGACGACUGGGUAUCACCCACAAGCGAAUGGAAUGGUGGAGCGCAUGCACCGUCAAUUAAAAGCGGCUGUCAUGUGCCACGGAGAGACCUGGUUAACAGCAUUGCCUCUGGUAUUAUUAGGCAUGAGAACCGCACUUAAAGAAGACUUGAAAACGUCUGCCGCCGAGCUACUGUACGGUGAGCCUCUUCGUCUCCCCGGCGAGCUCAUCGUUGCUCCAGAGAAAACAGCAGGUUCUGAGGUAAUGAUGGAUUUUGUUACUCGAUUGAGAAACCAUAUGAAAGGACUACGAGCCACACCCGCUGCCCAUCAUAUCCAACCAUCUUCAUUUGUUUUUAAAGACCUGAAUAUCGCGACACACGUAUUUCUUCGAGACGAUUCAGUGCGGCGCUCUCUGCAACCACCUUACACUGGACCGUAUCUAGUCAAACAGAGGCAGGGCAAAACCCUGACCAUAGAUAUAAAUGGCAGAGAGGCUACCGUCAGUAUUGACAGAGUAAAACCAGCACACAUAGAUAGCUCGGAGCCCAGUCAAACUUCUGUUCUGCCAUUACCUGCUGCAGCACCUGCACCAGAUGCUUCUCCAGCGCCAGUGCCCGUUCCAGGUCCUACUACCCAUUCUCCAACUCCCGCUCCUAUACCUAUAGUCACUAGGGCAGGGAGGAUAGUAAAGCACAAGAAUAGGUUAGAUUUAUAA
Molecule: messenger RNA, 2739 nt
Organism: Cydia fagiglandana
Lineage: Eukaryota; Metazoa; Arthropoda; Insecta; Lepidoptera; Tortricidae
Exons: 4
Coding region: 1-2739 (912 amino acids)
Biological process (GO): DNA integration
Molecular function (GO): nucleic acid binding
Source: RefSeq, a predicted model, not a curated record